AUGCGUGAAUAUCAGGUUCAGGGUCUAAACUGGAUGAUAAGUUUAUAUGAGAACAAUAUUUCUGGUAUUCUGGCUGAUGAGAUGGGUCUCGGUAAGACUCUACAAACUGUGUCUUUUCUAGGAUAUCUGCGUUACAUCAAGGGUAUUGCUGGCCCUCAUAUUGUUAUUGUUCCAAAGUCCACCUUGGAUAACUGGCAACGUGAGUUUGCCAAGUGGACGCCAGAAGUCAGCACGUUGGUUUUACAAGGUGACAAAGAAAGUAGAGCUCGACUUAUUAAUGAUCGACUCUUGACUUGUGACUUUGAUGUGUGUAUCACUUCUUAUGAGAUGGUUUUGAGAGAAAAGGGUCAACUAAAAAAGUUCGCUUGGGAGUAUAUUAUCAUUGAUGAAGCCCACAGAAUCAAAAACGAGGAGUCCAUGCUUUCACAAAUAAUUCGAGUAUUCAACUCUAGAAACAGACUUUUGGUCACAGGAACGCCCCUACAAAAUAAUUUACAUGAAUUAUGGGCACUUCUCAAUUUCAUACUUCCUGAUGUGUUUUCGGACAGUAAGGUUUUCGAUGAAUGGUUCGAAGGGCAAGGUGGUCAAAAAGAGGGCCAGGUACAGGGUGAAGAAGAACAACAGGCAAAUAAAGAUGCUGUUGUCAAACAACUUCACAAGGUGUUAAGACCAUUUUUAUUACGAAGAAUUAAAUCAGAUGUCGAGACAUCUUUACUACCAAAGAAAGAGGUAAAUCUUUAUCUAGGUAUGUCAGACAUGCAGGUUAAGUGGUACAGAAAAAUCCUCGAGAAAGAUAUCGAGGCUGUUAAUGGAGCUAUCGGCAAAAGGGAAGGUAAGACAAGACUUUUAAAUAUUGUUAUGCAAUUGAGAAAGUGUUGUAAUCACCCUUAUUUAUUCGAAGGUGCGGAACCUGGUCCUCCUUAUACCACUGAUGAGCACCUGAUAUUUAAUUCUGGUAAAAUGGCUAUCCUUGACAAACUAUUACAACGAGCCAAGGAUCAAGGAUCUAGGGUACUGAUUUUUUCCCAAAUGAGUCGUAUGUUGGAUAUUCUUGAGGAUUACUCACUGUUUCGGGGUCAUCAAUACUGUCGUAUUGACGGUUCAACUGCCCAUGAAGAUCGUAUUACUGCCAUUGAUGAGUACAAUAAGCCUGGAUCGGAAAAAUUCUUGUUCUUGCUGACUACUCGUGCAGGUGGUUUGGGAAUUAACUUGACAACUGCUGACAUUGUGGUAUUGUACGAUUCCGACUGGAACCCUCAAGCUGAUUUACAAGCCAUGGAUAGAGCUCAUCGUAUUGGACAAACGAAGCAAGUUUAUGUAUAUCGAUUUGUUACUGAGAAUGCCAUUGAAGAAAAGGUGCUCGAAAGAGCUGCUCAGAAAUUGCGACUCGAUCAAUUGGUUAUUCAACAAGGCCGUGCUCAAGCUAGUACUGCUACAGGUGGACCCACUCAACAAGAUUUACUCAAUUAUGUCCAAUUCGGCGCCGAGGAUGUGUUUAAGCGUAAACUCGGAGAAUCAGCGGGUGAAGGAGGGUUUGAUGACGAUUUGGACUCAAUCCUAGAUAAGGGCCAACAACGAACCCAAGCAUUAAAUUCUAAAUUCUCCAAGCUGGGUUUGGACGAACUGCAGAGGUUUAAUGAUGACUCGUCGGCUUAUCAAUGGAACGGAACCGACUUUAGUAAGGUGGAGAAGAAGCCUGCGUUGAAUCCUGGUGCGUUCUGGAUUAACCCCGGAAAGAGAGAACGAAAAGAAAACUAUUCUAUCGAUGGAUAUUACAAAGAUGUGAUGAACCAAGCUGGUAACAAGAAAGAUGAAAAGCCUUCCAAACCACAAGCUCCUAAAGCACCAAAGCAGUUGAAUAUCCAAGAUUACCAAUUUUAUCCACCUCGACUAGUGGACCUCCAAGAAAGAGAAACCAGCUAUUAUCGUAAACAAAUCGGCUACAAAGUGCCUCUUGCGGAUGGACCAGAAGAAACAUUGGAGGAUCGCGAAGCUGAACGAGAUCUGGAACAAUCUGAAAUUGAUGACGCUGAACCAUUGACUGAAGAAGAGGUGGAAGAAAAGCAGCUGCUGUCACAGGAAGGGUUCUCUACCUGGACAAAGCGAGACUUCCACCAUUUUAUUCAAUUAAAUGCGAAGUACGGUAGAGACAAUGUCGCUGCAAUUGCUAGCGAAUUUGAAGAAAAAGAUGCCGAUGAAGUUGCCAGAUAUUCUGAUACUUUUUGGAGAAGAUAUACUGAGAUUGACGGGUAUGACAGGUAUAUCGCACAAAUCGAAGCAGGUGAAGAGAAGGCACAAAAGGUUUUGCACCAGAUGGAGCUACUGAAACAGAAGGUGGAAUCGUAUCGAGCACCUCUCCAACAAAUGGAGUUCCCUGUAUCGAUUGGACAUGGCCGCAAAAUGUAUUCAGAGGAUGAGGAUCGAUUUCUAGCAGUUCAAUUAUACCGAUUCGGCCUGGACGCCGAAAAUCUUUAUGAGAUGAUUCGUGAUGCUAUUCGGGAGUCUCCUAUGUUUAGGUUUGACUGGUUUUUCUUAUCGCGGACUCCAAUGGAACUUAGUCGAAGAUGUACAACCAUUCUAUCUAGUAUUGCUAGGGAGUUUGAAGAGGCCAGUACCAAGAAGAGAAAGGCUGAACCUGCAUCCAAGCCUGCAUCCAAGUCUGAAUCAGCGAAGAAGAAGAAAGUCGCUUCGAAUAAGAAGAGUAAGAAAUAA
Molecule: messenger RNA, 2712 nt
Organism: Sugiyamaella lignohabitans
Lineage: Eukaryota; Fungi; Ascomycota; Dipodascomycetes; Dipodascales; Trichomonascaceae
Gene: ISW2
Product: Isw2p
Exons: 1
Coding region: 1-2712 (903 amino acids)
Biological process (GO): nucleosome organization; regulation of transcription by RNA polymerase II
Cellular component (GO): chromatin; nucleus
Molecular function (GO): ATP hydrolysis activity; DNA binding; nucleosome binding
Source: RefSeq, a predicted model, not a curated record